Messenger RNA from Rhagoletis zephyria (snowberry fruit fly), 1450 nucleotides. RefSeq names its product sodium channel protein Nach-like. Gene Ontology annotation, cellular component: plasma membrane. Gene Ontology annotation, biological process: sodium ion transmembrane transport. NCBI's taxonomy places the organism in Eukaryota, Metazoa, Arthropoda, Insecta, Diptera, Tephritidae. The record is from RefSeq and is a predicted model, not a curated record. Gene Ontology annotation, molecular function: ligand-gated sodium channel activity.
AUGAAGUCAUCGCCGGGCGCCGUUUGGUGGAUCAAAAAUCCAAAUCAAACAUUGAAAUGGGCUGAAAAAAAGCGAAAGCAAUCAGUUGGUGCCACAUUCAGUCAUGAUAUGGUGAAUCUAUUUCGCAACAUAUCGAUGCAUGGUUAUGGCAAGUUGGUGGAUAGUGCUUUAAAUAUAUGGGAGAAAUUAGUUUGGUUAACUGUGCAUGUGACAACGAUGUGCGCUCUGUUAACGGUCUUGUCAUUGAUUUGGGAGCAAUUUGUGGCUCAGUACAUUGUCAUCAACCUCUACAAUCCAUUGUAUCCUAUCGAGAUGGUGCCAUUUCCAUCCAUCUCCAUCUGUUCGAACAAUAGAAUAUCAUAUCAGGCGGCAAUGGCACACGCAAAGGAGCUGAGCGCAAAGGAUCCUAGUCAGCGAAGCGUCGAUUAUUUUUUGGAACGUUUGAAGUUUUUCAUCAAUUUAUAUCAGAAAAACGAUCAAGAAGUUUAUGGUGAGGUGUAUUCCAAUUUUCAAGCCUUUUUGGAUGUCUUCGACACUUAUGACAAUGAGACCUUCUACAAUACAAGAAGAGUUGCAGAAAUGCUCUCGCCGCCUUGUGAAAACCUCAUACGCACUUGUAAGCUGGCAGGCAUUGAAAUCGACUGCUUCGGCGAGAAAGCGUUUCAGAAAAGAUCAACUUCAUAUGGAUUCUGUUGCACUUUUAAUACGGGAAAUUUCUACCAAGAACGUCAUUUUCGCGAUCGUUUCGUUAGUUCAGAUUUGGGCUUGACAGUUGUUUUGAAUACCAGCCAUAAAGAUGACUUUAUGGCAAUAUUACCAAUCGAUGGUUAUCUUGUAAUUAUACAUGAUUCUAAUAUAUUCCCGGAUACAACAUCUGGUGAAUCCCACGAAUUAUUUCUAACGUAUGGCGAAGAGUCCUUUAUUGCAUUGAGAGCCCUUCUGGUAUUUACGGAUCCAAAUCUUCGUUCGAUCAGUGCACAAACCCGUGCUGUUCCUAUCACUAAUUAUAGUUUUUCGAAUUGCAUCACAAGCUGCCGAACAUUCAACACAAUGGCACUGUGCGGUUGUGUACCAUUUUAUGUGGAGGCGGACUUGUGGCCACAAAGUGAUGGUGUCAUUUAUUGUACACUUCAGCAUGUGUCCUGUUUGUUGAGCUACAAAUUUAAAAUGGAUAAUAUUAUGACUCAACGCGAGUCCAUUGAUGGUCUAGAACGGGAUUACGCAGAGGCUUUGUACUGUCCCCAUUGCCUACCAGCCUGUAAUGAUAUACAAUACGAAAUGUCACUGAUGGCAUUACCAAUAGAUCGUUUCAUAGCAAGCCGCACGGAAGAUGAAUUAAAGGAAAUUGCUCUGGAUUCUGAAGAUAUGUCGGUCUUACGCGUGCAUUUUGAUGAGCCGUAUGCAAAGUAUUACAGGCGAGUGGUUGGAAACACCUGGUAUGAGGCACUGU